AUGGACUCCAGAGAAGAUAAGGGUGAAAGCCAGACUAAGCCAGAGGCCCUUGCGCCCUCUGUCCCUGACUCCACCUCUAGCUCCGCCCCAAUUCCCAGUGUGCCCAGCUCCAGCCCCACACCAACUGCACCAGCUCGGCCCAGACGGCCUCAGAGGACCCCCAGGGUGGAGGGCUCUAUUGAUGUAGCUGACUCUAAACCUCUAGAGUCUCCUAAACUGAGCCAAGAGAAGCCCACUCCUACAGCACCUGACGGGCCUAGAAAACCUGCUCGACCUCCUGGUCCCCUGCGCCAGUCCAAUGCCCCCAAACCCCACGGACCACCCACCUCAGCCGGACAGAGGAUCGCACACCCCCCUGGGGCUCGGAGUCAUAUCUCCAUGAGAGCUGCGUCUCUACCACAGGCUCCGUCCUACCAGCCCCCACCGGCCGAACCUACUCCACACCCCCAGAGGGCGCUGUCUGUAGCUGGCACAGCUGACACCCAACCUCAGGUUGUGGAAGAUUUCAGGGUGCACGUUAUCACGUGGAACGUGGGCUCGUCAGUUCCGCCCGAUGACAUCACGCCUUUGCUUGGACUGAACACUGGUGACGGGAACACAGACAUGUAUAUUAUUGGGCUUCAGGAGGUGAACUCAAUGAUCAAUAAGCGGCUGAAAGAUGUCCUUUUCACUGACCAGUGGAGUGAGGUCUGCAUGGACACGCUCAGUCCCUUCGGAUAUGUUCUGGUGACAUCUCAGCGGAUGCAGGGCCUAUUGCUGCUGGUCUUUGCAAAGUACUACCACCUGCCCUUCCUCAGAGGGGUCCAGACGGAGACCACGCGAACAGGACUGGGCGGCAUGUGGGGAAAUAAAGGUGGAGUGAGCGUGCGAAUGACGGUGUUUGGACAUUCUAUCUGUUUUCUGAACUGCCACCUGCCAGCUCACAUGGAGAACUCGGAGCAGCGGAUGGAGGACUUUGAGAGCAUCCUGCAGCAGCAGCAGUUUGAGGGUCAAGCUGCCAUGAGCGUCCUGGACCAUGACAUGGUGUUCUGGUUCGGGGAUCUUAACUUCCGUAUUGAAGAUUUGGACAUGCAUGUGGUGAAGGGAGCCAUAGACGGGAACAAGCUGUCGAUGCUAUGGGACAAAGACCAGCUGAACAUGGCUAAAGACAGUGAGACUGUUCUGGAAGGCUUUCAGGAAGGACCACUCAAGUUCCCUCCCACUUACAAGUUUGACGUGGGAACCAACACUUAUGACACCAGCGGGAAAAAGCGGAAGCCGGCUUGGACCGACCGUAUCCUGUGGCGUCUGAAGGCGACAGCAUCGGCCAGCGACAGUUCAUCCAACCGCACUUCCAUGUCCGGCCUGACCAGCGGCACCAGAGUCACUCAGCAUUUUUACCGCAGUCAUAUGGAGUACACCGUCAGUGAUCACAAACCUGUCUCCUCCAUCUUCACCCUUCAGUUUCCAUAUAAGGUGGAUAUUCCUCUGGUGACAUUGAUUGUUGAGGAUGAAUGGAGAGAGGUGUCUGACGCCAUUGUGAAGUUUAAAGUGACGCCCAAUUUCUCUCGGAGCUCCUGGGACUGGAUCGGCCUGUACAAGGUGGGAUUUAAACAUCACAAAGACUAUGUUGGUUAUGCAUGGGCCAAACAGGAGGAGUCUGACUACCUGAGACAGGAACAUAAUGUGACGUUUUCAGAAGAGGAGCUACCAAAGGAACCAGGGGACUACAUCCUAUGUUACUAUAGCAACAACAUGAGUUCUAUUGUGGGUGUAACAGAGCCAUUCCAGAUCCAGCUGCCCAGUACCAGUUCGGCCGGUGCCAGUCCAUCUGACAGCUCCGACUUCAGCUCAGAGGAUGAGAUCAAGCAGCCGGAUUCCCGUGACUCCAGCCCAGCGCGAGGAAAACGACGUGGGAGCAGCAGCAGCAGGAGCAGCAGGAGCAGCACUCCCACUGAAGGCCAGCAGUCCAGAGACACCUCUGCUCGCUCUCGCGCCACCAAGAAGGCCGACAGUUCCACCCCCAAGUCACGCGACUCACCAGAUGCCCCAGCUGAUGGAGCAAGCUCAGGGACAGGGGCAGAAAAGCAUGAGGAAGCCCCGGCUCAGGACACCGAUCCUGGGCAGAAGUCACAGGGCAAGGCUGAGGAUAGAGGCUUGUGA
Molecule: messenger RNA, 2142 nt
Organism: Chanos chanos (milkfish)
Lineage: Eukaryota; Metazoa; Chordata; Actinopteri; Gonorynchiformes; Chanidae
Gene: inpp5jb
Product: inositol polyphosphate-5-phosphatase Jb
Exons: 12
Coding region: 1-2142 (713 amino acids)
Biological process (GO): phosphatidylinositol dephosphorylation; negative regulation of peptidyl-serine phosphorylation
Cellular component (GO): plasma membrane; cytoplasm; ruffle
Molecular function (GO): phosphatidylinositol-3,4,5-trisphosphate 5-phosphatase activity; phosphatidylinositol-4,5-bisphosphate 5-phosphatase activity
Source: RefSeq, a predicted model, not a curated record